Messenger RNA from Tricharina praecox, 2201 nucleotides. Its product is annotated as Septin-domain-containing protein. Gene Ontology annotation, molecular function: molecular adaptor activity; GTPase activity; GTP binding. Lineage: Eukaryota; Fungi; Ascomycota; Pezizomycetes; Pezizales; Pyronemataceae. The record is from RefSeq and is a predicted model, not a curated record. Gene Ontology annotation, cellular component: microtubule cytoskeleton; septin ring; cell division site. The transcript has 2 exons. Gene Ontology annotation, biological process: cytoskeleton-dependent cytokinesis. The coding region runs from base 280 to 1926 and encodes 548 amino acids.
CUCGCUCUCACUCUCGUUCUCACUCUCUUUGACUCCGUCUUUCUCGCCAAAAGUGGUGAUUUGCAACUUCAAUUCAACCUUCAUCUAUCUCAUUCGCCCAAUCUUUCGGUCCCCAGGGCACCCGGUAGAGGCGCAGCUUGCAAGCCUGUCCCCAGCACGAACCAUCACCCAUCGCCCCUCCACGACGCUUUCACACACACAAACAAACUCACGCACGCCCACUCGCCCACACGCACUCACUGACGCUUUGGGAAGUUCGCAUCCUCACCUAAACCAGAAAUGUCGUCUCGCUCUCAGUCAUCCGCCAAGCGGCCGCCCACUCCAAAGUCCGCCGAGCAGCAGCAACCCCAACAUCCUCCUGUUCCCCCAAUACCCUCUCGCUCCACAACCUCCUCCACUCCCGCCUCCUCCCGCCGCACACUCGGUUUUCUCCGCCGCAGUAAGUCUGGUGAUCCUGUACGCAAGAUGCCUGUCGUUGCCCCCUCCCCUCCCAAGCUUCCCGACCUUCCUGUCAAUGGCUCCGCCAAUAACGGCAGCUACCCCAAUCACCUUCUCGGCAAGGACGUGAGGGACUCGGUCGACAUCCUCUCCGGCAGGUUCAAUGCCAGCGAGGAGACCGUCAGCAACGGUUACAGGAAGCAACAGCCACAGUACCAUGCAGCCAUGGGCGGAUUCGUCCCCGGCAGGAAGAGCUCGGAUUCGGUCAUCGGUCCGGCUGGCGAGUACGUCAGGAGUACUUCGGUACCCAUCUCGGAAGACCCAUACGCGAAUGUCGGAAGUAUGGCACACCGCGGAAGAUACAGUUAUGCUAGUAGCGCUGUGAGCACCGUCAACUCUCCCAGACGGGUGAGAAGGAGGAAAGACCCUACUCCGUUCAAUGUGCUGGUUAUCGGCGCCAGGAACUCUGGAAAGACGUCGUUCCUGCGAUUUCUGGGUCACUCGCUCUCCCUCAAGAAACGCGGUCAUACAGGAGACACGCCCCCUCAGACCGAUCACACUGGCACUACUUCCGAUAGUCCCUUCAAGUCAACGUACAUUGAGACGGAGAUCGACGGUGAACGCAUUGGUCUUACUUUGUGGGACUCGGCCGGAUUGGAAAAGAAUAUGGUCGACCUGCAGCUGCGAGAGACCGUCGCUUUCAUCGAGGACAAGUUCCAAGAGACAUUCUCCGAGGAAACAAAGGUUAUCCGUGCUCCGGGAAUUAGAGACACCCACAUCCACUGCGUAUUCCUGCUCCUCGAUCCUGCCAGAUUGACCCCCAACAACCACUUCCCUGGCAAAGUCGGAUCCAACGAGGCCGGUGGCCUGGAUCCCGACCUCGAUAUCUCGGUCCUCAAAGCCCUCCAUGGCAAGUCGGUGGUGAUUCCGGUCAUCAGCAAGUCCGAUACCUGCACCUCCAAGCACAUGGAGUACCUCAAGGACAUCGUCCGAAGGGGACUUGCCGCGGCACACGAGGACCCUCUCGAGUCACUGGAGCUGGAGGUUGAGGAGGACGAGCACCACAAGGCAGGCCAGCGAGGCUCAUUGGUGGAAGAGGAUGAAGAAGGCCCGGAACACGAUGACGAUGAAGAUUCGGGCGUUGCACGUGGCCACACUGCGGCUGGGGAUGACGACGAAGAUAGGUCCGCCACGGCUGACUCUUCGGCUGAGUUCCAACGCCCCAUGGGCAUCACCGCUGGUCUGUGUUUCAUCCCGUUGUCGAUCAUAUCCCCGGAUUCCUACCAGCCCGGCGAGCCCCUCGGCCGCCACUUCCCGUGGGGAUUCGCGGAUCCACACAACGAGGCCCACUGCGACUUCACUAGGCUCAAAGACAGUGUCUUCAGCGAGUGGCGGGCCGAGCUCAGAGAAAAGAGCAGGGAAUACUGGUACGAGAACUGGAGGAGCGAGAGGCUGGGCUCGGGAAAUAGAACGCGGAGACGGUUCUGAUCGACCUCUGGCAGGAGCGAAAAUGGAUGUGUUUGUAUGAUUGCGGUAGGCGCUCUGGGUUGGGAGUCUGUGGGGAUGGUUUUUUCUCUUUUCUUUCUCUCAAGUUGGGCUUCUGUGGGGUUACUUUGCAAGACGGGAUCUGGAUGAGCCCGCGAUUUUAUAUCUGUCGGUUUUUUCUUCUUUUUCCCUUUAUCUUUUUCUUGUGUUUGCGUCUGUGACAGCUUUCCGGGUUUUCUCUUUCCCUUUCCCUAUUUCCUAAUACCCUCCCCUUGACC